Malania oleifera is the source of this 1339-nucleotide messenger RNA. RefSeq names its product chloride conductance regulatory protein ICln. Bases 233 to 931 code for a protein of 232 amino acids. Gene Ontology annotation, cellular component: methylosome; plasma membrane; spliceosomal complex. Gene Ontology annotation, biological process: mRNA cis splicing, via spliceosome; chloride transport; cell volume homeostasis. The transcript has 7 exons. NCBI's taxonomy places the organism in Eukaryota, Viridiplantae, Streptophyta, Magnoliopsida, Santalales, Ximeniaceae. The record is from RefSeq and is a predicted model, not a curated record.
AUUUUGUACAUGAAAAAUGAUUUACAACAUAGUUCAGGUUUAUGUAAUUUUUCCCCAAAAAAAAAGAAAAAGAGUUCGGGUUGAUAUCCACUAAACCCUGCCCAUUCUCGUUCUACCGCCAAGCAGAGCAAAACCCCUAGCAAACACAAGUUGAAGAAGCUUUUUCUAGCUUACCAGUGCAGACACACGAGAAAGAAAGCGAGAGGGAGGGAGACAGUAUAAUUUUGGAGAAAUGGUGUUAGGGUUGAGACUAUUCACGGAGAGAGGGGGAGGCGGUGCCGGAGAACCUGUCCUCGAUGCUGAAAACGGCGAGGAUCUCGUGCACGUGCAGCCUGGUGUCUCCAUUGUUAUCGGCAAUCGACCUCCAGAGUCUCCUGGAACUCUUUACAUCUCCACCAAGAAAGUGGUGUGGUUGAGCGAUGUGGACCGGGCUAAAGGUUACGCGGUUGAUUUCUUGUCACUUUCAUUGCACGCAGUGUCAAGGGACCCUGAGGCAUAUCCGUCUCCUUGCAUAUAUACUCAGAUUGAGACUGAAGCUGAUGAAGACGAGUCAGAGGGUUCAGACUCAGAGUGUAAUGACGUAGUAGACUUAUCAAAGAUCACAGAGAUGAGGCUGGUUCCGUCAGACCCUAUCGAAUUGGAUACUUUGUUCGAGAUAUUUUGUGAAUGUGCAGAGCUCAAUCCUGAACCUGUCGAAGGGGAAGGCGAAGAGCACAAUUGGAUCUUUAGUGCUGAUCAGAUGGAAGAUGAGGUUACAGAGGGAGAAGAACCUGACUGGAAUUUUGCUCAGAAUCCCACCAACACAAUUGGUUAUUCAAAUGGGGACCAUGACUUAGCUCGGACAGUGCUUGAGCUACAAAUCAAUGAUCGGCGCUUCGAGGAUGCAGAAGAGAUGGAGCAAGGUAAUCAGAGUGGCAGUGGCCAUCAAUGAGCUCCAAUGACCAAUCUGAUCCUCUUUGCCAGUGUCUCCUGUGUUAUACAUCUUCUCUCCUAAGCUGUUGGUCUGUUUCCUUGUGUGCGUGUGUUUUUUUUAAAUGCUUUAGGAGUCCUCUUGUGUAUUUAGAGGUUCUUUUUUCUUAGCAACAGCACUGUCAAACUUCUCCAAAGUUAAUAGGAUUAGGAUUACAAUAUGGAGAUGAAUGAGCUGACAUCAAUUGGGGAAAGCUCUUUAUGUGAGAUAGUUGAAAAUUUUUGAGCCCCAGUGGAAUAGCUUUCUUUGUGAUCUAGUACCCAUGGGCUUUUUGAGUAGGGCGCAUGGUGUUUCUUUUUAUCCUUUUUAAAUUUACAGAGUAAACACAAAGACCUUUGGGCUUCAUGGUGCAUGGAGGAUCAUCAUUUU